This is a messenger RNA of Fundulus heteroclitus (mummichog), 1398 nucleotides long. RefSeq names its product transmembrane protein FAM155A-like. Gene Ontology annotation, molecular function: stretch-activated, monoatomic cation-selective, calcium channel activity. Gene Ontology annotation, biological process: calcium ion import across plasma membrane. The record is from RefSeq and is a predicted model, not a curated record. Gene Ontology annotation, cellular component: plasma membrane. The transcript has 2 exons. Bases 599 to 1354 code for a protein of 251 amino acids. NCBI's taxonomy places the organism in Eukaryota, Metazoa, Chordata, Actinopteri, Cyprinodontiformes, Fundulidae.
GAUGGAGCUAUCACAACGAUGGAGAUGACGCAAACAGACUCAGCUCUCCGAAAAAGUGUUUCAAGAGGAACAUGGCGGCAACUUAACCGAGGUCCAAGAUGACAGUAGCCACCGGGAGAACGGAUUCGAUGCUUUCCGCGAAACCCAUGUACCUGCGUCGAAGGGGCUGUUGGCUCUCCUUUAAGUGAAUCUGCGGAUCGAGCGGUGGCAGACGCGCAGCAUCAGCACUGAGAGGCUCGCAACAGCUGGUCUCCCUUGCGCGCCCUCCUGACAAGCGAACAAGCCCGGAGAGGGGACGUCAGGGAAGACGUGGGGGUAUGCGGUCAAAAAGGACGCCGUCUCCCCCCGGAGAGCCAUGGAGAACCGGGAUGCGGCAGCGCGAAGCUUAAUCUGUGCGGGCACGCUAAUUGGUUCGGAAUAGCACCGACUUGCUUCGGGGCGCGAUAGCAGGAGCGCCCUGGACCGGCGGAGGCUCGGAACCCCCCUCCUACCGCUGCAGAGGAGAACCAACCGGAGCUCGACUCCCGACAAGUCAAUGAGUAUUGUGGCAGAGGAGCCCCCGCGGUGGAGUCGGCCCAGGGCAGCACUCUCCUAAAAUAUGACCAGGGGUGUUUGGAUGCGUCGGCAGCAUGACGAAUGCUUAAAAUAUUGGUCUGCACCCCGAGAGAACGAGAAGCCAUUCACGGAGCCGGAGCGGGCCCAGAGAUGGCGACAGUCGCUGGCUUCUCUGCUCUUCAUCACCGUCCUGCUCUCUGAUCACCUGUGGUUCUGCGCCGAGGCCAAGCUGACACGGACCCGCGACAAGCGGUCGGACGAGGGGCAAGCGAUCCCGGGCGCGGGCGAGAAGAAGCAAAACUCCCCCCAACCACACCACAUCCCAACAUCACCCGACCCCCGCCGCCUCGCCAGAGAACUAGAUGUUAUUUUUAUAGGGAAUUCUACCAAACCUCUGUGGCGGAUGGACACCUGUCACCCGGACGGCGUGUCCAGAGACUGCUUCACUUUCACGGAUGCUCUGACCGUGUGCCUGGGCCUCUCUGGCGGAGAAGAAGAGGGGGCACAGUGGGCGUACGUGAAUCUGAGCGAUUUGUACCUUUCUUUUUGUAAUUCCUACUCACUUUUGGAUUUGUUUUACGGGUUUACGAGUCCGGACGUUCUGAAUUGCUCCCUGGAUACGGCCAUGGGGGUGGAUCUGCUGGGGUGCGCGGAGUGUAUCCGGGCUUAUCAGCGUCUGGAUCGGCAGGCGGAGGAGAACUACAGGGACUUUGAGCUGCUGGUUCAGAAGUACGAGACGGACGCGUACUCAGUCAGGACAUGCAUGGAUGAGUGCAAGGGCUCCGUCGCAACAUGUUGAUCUCCUUCUUCUCUCCAUCAGUGACCGUCCCUUUCUCGCUUUCA